This is a messenger RNA of Colias croceus (clouded yellow), 1801 nucleotides long. RefSeq lists its product as uncharacterized. Bases 82 to 1734 code for a protein of 550 amino acids. The record is from RefSeq and is a predicted model, not a curated record. The transcript has 3 exons. Lineage: Eukaryota; Metazoa; Arthropoda; Insecta; Lepidoptera; Pieridae.
AAUGUCAACCUAUAUUUUGUAAUUGAACUGACAAUAACAAGAAACAAUAAUUAAUUUUAGUGUAAUAAAUAGUUAGGUACCAUGGGUGGAUGUCGGUGUUCAUAUAAAAACUGUAAUAUUAAGACUGAUGGAAAGACUCACAUGUUCCAUUACCCAGUGUUCGACAAACUUCGAUGUCACCAAUGGCUGUUAAACGCACAUAAACUAGAUUUUUUAAAUCUUAAAGUGUCACAGUUGAAGAAUAGAGUCAUAUGUCAACACCAUUUUAAGGAUGAUAAUUUUAUGAAUUAUAAGAAAGAUAAGCUGACUUUUGAUGCUAUACCUACAUUGGAUGGACCUUACUGUGACUCUUCUCAAUAUGAAAAAAACAAUGAAGAAAACAUGGAAGCCUUUCCUCUUGUAUUGGAAGUAGAAAAUGAAAAUAUAUUAUAUUGUGACAAAAGAGCCAAUUAUUCUGUAAAAUAUGCAGAUUUUCUAACAAACAGUGAAAUUACUUUUGUAACUAAUUUAAAUAUAGAUAACAAAUCAAACUCUAAUGAAGAAAAUGUUAAUCAUGAAUUAAAGAAGGAAAAUAGUCCUGCAAAACCUACACAAAUAGAAAGGUACAGUGAUAAAUUAGUUUUUCAACCGAACACCAAUAUACAGCCAAGUGUUCUUUUGAACACAACAGAACCAAUGAUUAAUAUCUCAAAUAACAUUAACAAUACAAAUCAGUUAGCUGAAGAAACAAUAUUAAAAGAAACACCCAAAAGCAAAAAAGAAAAAUCAUCAUCCCUUAAUAUAAAGUUCCCCGAACCUAAAUUGUUGAGAGGCAGCCAUAUUAAGUCGGAAUCAAACAUUCCUAUAAAAAAGGAGCCCAAAGUAAAAAUUAUAUCUGAGAAAAGAAUUAAAGAUCCAAUCACUAUGCCCAAAAACCUUAAAUUGGUAUCCCCAUCAUUAAUAAUUAAAAUGCCACAGAAAAAAACACCUCAGCAAGAAGCAAUAUCUGCGCAGUCCUCACAAAAUAUUGGAGAUUGUGUGUUUAAGCCUUUAGAUGAACAGUAUGUUGUGCCAUUAGAAUUUGAAUCACCAAAUAAUACAAUUUCUGUGCAAACACCUCAAAUUGAUGCCAAAACAAGCAAAAUAUUACCCAGGAAACAAUUGGCUAAACGCCUUUCGAAAAUAGAAAAGCCAAAGGUGUCAUUACUGAAAAAUAAAAUUAGUUCACAAAGAAUAGCAGCUAUAGAGGAAAAGAGAAAGUUUAACAUGAAACUAAGAGACAUGAUAGAAACUUGCUUAGAUAAGAAAUCACCAAUACAAAAUGACAGAAAUAAAGAUAUAAAAGAUUAUGCAAACGAAAGCAAAAUAAACAAGCAUAGAGAUAGUGUUACUCAAGUGAGUACAUACUUAUCAAAGAAACCAGAGUUGCCUAGUGCACAGGAAUAUACAAUAGCUUAUUUAGAUGCACGCAUGAAAAGAUUGGAAAAUACGCUGUUGAAUAAGAUAGAUCAAAACACGCAAAAAAUUAUAGAACUUAAAAAUUCUAUUACAUCUCCAAAACCAAUAAAAAAGACUACUACAGUUCAAACUCACGAAAAUGAGGAAUCAUAUAAGAGACAUUUAUAUCAAGAAAUUUCUAAAUUCCUGAGUCCUAACUCGAAUAGUUUAGUGUAUGAAGAGUUGUUUAUAAAUAAAUUUUCUUUGGAAAAGGCAAAUGCGCCGGAAGUUAAAAGAAAACGCAGAAAGUGCAGAUGAUAAUAACUUACUUUGUUUUUUUUAUUCAAAUUAUUUUUAUUUAAAUAUAGUAUGAUGGAAUGAUAAA